Molecule: messenger RNA, 1494 nt
Organism: Styela clava
Lineage: Eukaryota; Metazoa; Chordata; Ascidiacea; Stolidobranchia; Styelidae
Product: DNA repair protein XRCC2-like
Biological process (GO): double-strand break repair via homologous recombination; DNA strand invasion
Cellular component (GO): replication fork; centrosome; Rad51B-Rad51C-Rad51D-XRCC2 complex
Molecular function (GO): four-way junction DNA binding
Source: RefSeq, a predicted model, not a curated record
UUUACCCUUUGGUGGUUUUCUUCACAGUUCAAAAAUAUACAGAAGUAUUUGUCAGUAAAUCAGUGUUAGCGUCUAACAGCUGUGCUGUAGGGAAUGACAAUGAAGCAGUAGCAAAUUUGUGAUGAUAUCUGUUAAAUAGUAAAUCAUGUUCAGCCACCACGCAUCAUCUGGAAGUGUGUUCUCGGCCAACUCAAUCUUGAGAAAACUUGUCAAACCCAGCAAGGUUCAUGACGAGAGUGUCAUUGAAAUCAUCGACAAUGAAACUGAGCCUGGAAACAUAUUUUUGAUCAAUGCAUUAGUAACCUGUGUUAUGCCAGAAGAACACGGUGGAUGCAAUUAUGGUGUGAUAUAUUUUGACUUGAAUCAACAUUUUGAUUUAUUAUCUUUGAUUUCAAUGAUGGAAGAGCGUACAAAUGCUAAUGAAUCUAAGAUAAAAGAAUGGAUAAGAAAGUUUUAUAUUGUAAGAUGUGAUUCUGUUGAACAAUUGAUAAUCACACUCUAUUCAAUUGAACCUUUGAUUGCAAACAGCAAAAUACCUGUGAAAUUGUUAAUUCUUGAUGGACUGUCUACAUUUUAUUGGAACGAGCAAUGUGCUGGAGGUUUUUCUCAAUAUUUGAAAGAGCAAAAUUAUAGAAAACUGGUGAAAGCUUUAGACUUAUUUCAUAAAAAAUAUAACCUUUCUAUUUUGGUUCGUACUCUUGAAAUGUUUCCACCAAUCACUGCAGAAAAUGCUGACCAGGAAUUUGACCCGAGAAACCUAAAAUUAUAUGGUGAUUUUUGGGAGAAUUUUGUAAUAUAUCGUUUUAUUUUAAAAUUCAAAAAAUCAUCAACCACCAGUAAGAUUGAUGAUAUUAAUCGGACAGAUGUAGUUCUUAGUUGUUUUUCACCUGGCCAUUAUGAUGUAUCAUUUUCUCUGAAAGGCAUUGUAGUGAAAUAGUUCUACUCCUUUUUACUGGAAUAAUUGAGUUAAUUUUUAUCGGUUGCUGCAAAUAGUUUAGUACUAAUUUUUUAGUUACACAUAUAUUAUUAAAAUGACAAAGUUUCAUAUGAUAUUCUGUGGCAAUUUUUUCCAAGCAAAUAUUUCAAGCAUUGGUCGAUAUUUUAUUAGAAUUGAGUAACUGUGAGUUGACAUUUUCUCAAUAACUUAUCUCCGCUGAUUUUUUGAGCUUGUUAUUGCCUAUACAUACAGACAUAUGCUGCUAUCCAAUUAGCAUAAUGUAUGUAUGUAUGUUUAUUCGUCUUGUAAAAGCAAUGAACAAAGUUAGAGUAUUCAGGAUAUUUAAAGAGUUAUUUAGUGAUAAUUGUAGCCCUGUCAUACAAGGAGACUCUGGUCUAUUUUACUCUGCUGUGAUGUUGCAUUCUCUCGUUACAGUCUGACAGUGUGAUCAUUCUAGCUCACCGUACUCAUUUUUGAUGUGUGAGAAAAAUUGAAAAAAACUUAGGUAUAAUUGUUUUAACACUACAUAUGUUUAAACAGUUUUUAUAAUCUAUAGA